Staurois parvus is the source of this 1469-nucleotide messenger RNA. The record is from the annotation of a GenBank genome assembly. Lineage: Eukaryota; Metazoa; Chordata; Amphibia; Anura; Ranidae.
AUGUCAGGUACAGAUAGGAAGUUCCGGGUGAGAGGUGAGGUGGGAGGAAGUAGAGAGGAGACGUUGGUGGAAGUGGCAGCAGAGGAGUUUUCCAUUUACAGAAAACCUGCAUAGAGUACAUCAAUGAGGAUGGAGGAGGACCAGAGUCACAUGACUGAGAAGAUGCUAAACCUCAUCCUGGAGACCAUCUACCUGCUGACUGGAGAGAGUUUUCCUCCUGUGAAGUCUGGAGAUCAACUGACCAUCACAGUACCUCCACUUUACUCCCUGAAAGCUGAAAUAAACAGCAAAAAGAAGAUUCUAGAAGUUACCCAGAAGAUGAUGGAGCUGCUGACAGGAGAGGUGAGCGGUGCCGGGAAUUCUUUGACAUUCUCCAGUAACAGACAAGGGAUGUGUCUGGAUGGUGACUGUAUCAUUGUGUGUGUGUCAGGUUCCUAUAAGGUGUCAGGGUGUCGAUGGAUCCAGUAAUGGGAACCCACCAGAGAGAUGUCCCCGUCCUCUGUAUUCCCAGGAUUCCACACAGGAAGGUCACAUCAUCCCUCACCAUCAUCAGGGUGAAGAUCUGAUGAAGAUGAAAGUUGAGGGUGAAGUAGAAGAGACGUAUGUGAGGGAUGAUCAGCAAUAUAUGGAGGAGGCUGGAAUGAUGAGGACAUUCAAAGAGGAGGACACUCCUACAGAGAUCAGCACAGGACACUCCAUCGAGGAACCCUCAAAGGAUCGUCUCACUUUAUCUCCAGGUUGUAAAAUGGAAGAUGAGGACAUCACAAGAGAUUGUGUCGGAGAAAACACGAUGAGCUCGGCUAUCGGUGGUGCUCUUCUCAGUGUAGAUAGACUAUGGAAUCCCUCUGACUUUGAGCAACAUUUGAGGGAUGGUGUCAAAAUUCAGAGGGAAGAAAAGUUUUCCUGUUCUGAAUUGUGGGAAAUGUUUUACACGGAAAUCAUUCCUUGUUGGACAACUGAGAUCUCACACGGGGGAUAAGCCAUAUUCCUGUCCUGAGUGUGGGAAAUGUUUUAUUCAGAUAUCAAAUCUUCUUAGACAUCAGAGAUUUCACACAGAAAAGCCGUAUUCCUUCCCCGAGUUCACAAAUUGUUUUUCACAGAAUAAAAGCCUUGUUGGACAUCAGGGAUUGCAUACAGGGGAGAAGCCACAUUCUUGCCCUGAAUGUGGGAAAUGUUUUACACGGAAUUCAAACCUUGUUAGACAUCAGAUAUUGCACACAAGCAAGAAGCCGUAUUCUUGCCCUGAGUGCGAGAAAUGUUAUUCACAGAAAAUACACCUUGUUCUCCAUCUGAGAUCUCACACAGGAGAGAGGCCGUAUUCUUGCCCUGAGUGCCGGAAAUGUUAUUCACGGAAACAACACCUUGUUAGACAUUUGAGAACUCACACAGGGGAGAAGCCGUAUUUUUGCCCUGAGUGCGGGAAAUGUUUUUCAAGGAACUCUCACCUUGUUAGACAUCAGAGAUCUCAC